CUAAAAUGAAACCGACAGAGAACUAAAAAGUACUUCACAAGUGUAUUGGUUUAGCUACUAGCCGAGAGCGAACACAGCUUACUGAUAGUGUUUACUCACAUCGUGUGAGAUUGUAUUUCUUUCAGAAGUAAAAAUCUCGCAUAAAUCAGCCGAGUCGACUUGAAGUAAUCGCAUUAUUCAACAAACAAAUAAACAGUUUAAACGGGAUGUUAUGCUACUCAUCGACAAACUAAACGAUCUAGAUUGCUCGUUUGUGUUUUUUAAUGUUUAGGGAAUUGUUUUUUUUAAUGUUUAACAGUUGUAUUAAUAUAUACUACUUGGUGAUGAAAACGAAGCAAGACGAGGCAGAUGCUCGGUAGACUGGGAGUCUGCAGCGUUUUCAAGAGAAGCCUGGUAUGUCUGGACCCACCUGGCUGCCUCCGAGAACCUUGGGUAGUUCAGAUAGAACCACAGCAUCAAUGUCACACUCUGGCCCCGCUCUCUACAGACCUCCUAAGAAAGGUCUGCCCGACCAGAGGCCCAAAUAUAACAUGUAUGAACAGAAUGGUGGAACAGGAGGAAAUGGGAUGCCUGUAAGGUAUAUGGCAACUGGACCUUCAGGUGGAUCCAUGCAACACCAGCAUCAAGAUGAUCGCUCAGGGUCUACUACCUAUCAUCCAUUGCCUCCCCAAUUAGGAGACCGAUACUAUGCUUCAGGCCAGGGGCCCAAAGAAGACCACCACAACUGGAACCCCCGCAUGGCCAGCCAUGAACUUCACAAUCGGGGAUCAGAGAAGCACAUCUCUACUAUUGACGCAGAGAUAGACUCUCUUACGUGCAUGCUGGCUGACCUGGGCAAUCACCCUCAGAGCUCAAGCACACAGUUGUAUGACAAUGUGCCUUAUAGCAAGCACCUCCCUACUGACCGCUAUAACUCUUCCAGCCAGAUGGGGGCUCCACCAACAAGCAGGCCCUCAAUGGGCUACCCCCCUCCACUCCAAAACCAGUACCAUCCUGCCCCACCUUACACCUCUACACCUCAGCCAGACUAUAUUUACCCCUCCGCCCCCUCUUCCAUCCACAAACCUUACCCACAACCAGUGCCUGCCUCCUACACCACUGCCUCCACCCCAACUGGUCCUCGAUUUACUGUACAGGUGAAAACGGCUCAGCCCGUCACCUAUUCUCAGAGCGGACGACAGGCAGAGCAAGCUUACACCCCACCGCCGCCCCGUCAGCAUGCCUCUCGGCCCCCUCAGCAAGAUCGGCCACAUUAUGAGGCACAGGGACAGGGCUGGUACCCACCUCCACCUCCCCCUGCCCAAGAACCUCAUGGAGAUCCAGGUGCCUAUAAGGGAGGAGCAGGAAAUAUGUCAGGAGGAAGAGCCGGCCAGGGAGCACCCGUGAAGAUGAGUCAAGACCAAGUGUCAGCAUAUCAGUCUAACAAGCAGGGGUCAGCACCACGUCCAGAGGAAGAGUUGGAUCGACUCACCAAGAAGUUGGUGUAUGACAUGAAUCAUCCCCCAACUGAGGAAUAUUUUGGUCGAUGUGCUCGGUGUGGGGAUAAUGUUCUGGGAGAUGGCAGUGGCUGUAUUGCCAUGGAGCAGGUGUUUCACGUGGAGUGUUUCACCUGCAUCACCUGUCAUGCCAGACUGAGAGGCCAACCUUUCUAUGCAUUAGAUAGGAAGAGCUACUGCGAGAGCUGCUACAUAAGCACACUUGAGCGCUGUAUAAAAUGCUCUGAGCCCAUCCUAGACCGGAUCCUGAGGGCGAUGGGAAAGGCUUACCAUCCUCGCUGUUUCACAUGUGUGGUUUGCGGCUGUUGUCUGGAUGGAGUGCCUUUUACUGUGGAUGCCACAUCUCAGAUCCACUGUAUUGAGGACUUCCACAGGAAAUUUGCCCCACGCUGCUCUGUAUGUGGCCAGCCCAUAAUGCCAGAGCCUGGGCAGGAGGAAACAGUGAGGAUCGUUGCACUGGAUCGCAGUUUUCAUGUUAACUGCUACGUAUGUGAGGAGUGUGGUCUUCUCCUCUCUUCAGAGGGCGAGGGAAGAGGCUGCUAUCCCCUGGACGGACACAUUCUGUGCAAGAGCUGCAGUGCCCGUCGCAUCCAAGAUCUUUCUGCCAAAAUCUCCACUGACUGCUAAUGCACCCGUCCUGUCUCACCGCAUCCUUUCUCUGCUUCAUGGUUAUUCUUCAGAAUGUACCACUAUCUAAACAUCCACCACCUGGUAUUUCUUCCAUCCUCGACCUUACACACUAAAUAUCCACAUGUCGAUUGCACAAAUAAUAUGAAGACGUCCCUCUCAGGGUAGCAUAGAGCUGUGAACAAAUAAAACAAUAGCUCUUGUGCUUAGAGUAGUUUCACUGGAAAGCUGUUUCUUAAAUAAAACAGAAAAACAGGUGGUGAAUGAAACGUGAUGGUGUUUGUGUGUAAUCCUCCACGCGUGUAUGUUUAUACAAAAUGUGAGUCUUGUGAACAGGGUGCAUUUCUAACUUUGGAGAAGCAGUCACUGCUCUUAAGAGUUUUUACAAGUUUCCUCAAAUAAUGCCCCAAUUCUGCUGGCAGUUGGGGUCACUUCAUAUCGUCCCCUUUCAGAUGCUCUUUUAUAUCAUCUCUGUUCUCUUAUCCUCUCAAAAACAAAAACAUGAUGUUUUCUCCUGCUACACUCGGCGGAGAUCAAGCGCUCAUUAUUUUAAUACUUGAAAUCAUGAUUGUUGAAGGAUAUUAUUACUGUAUUUCGUUUACUGACUUGAUAUUGAUUUAUUAUCGUUAUAUUCACCAUAAUGCUAAUGAUAGUUCUGGUAAAGAGGUGGAAACAUGGGCAGCUUUUUUGUUCUUUUUUUUUCCCCCUGCUCUUGUCACUCCAAACAACCUCUAGGUAAAACUUUAUGCUGAUCUUUUAAGCUGUUAUAAGAAGUGUGUUGUCAGAUAGGAAUAAAGGGUAAGUGUAUACCAUUAACACUUCACUGAAGGAAAUCUCUUGACAGGUGUGUGUUAAGCUGCAGUCAUGUAGUUGAGUUUUCUGCUAUGCUCAGUGGUUUGGUUUUGGCAGCAGAGUGGAUCAUUUUCAAGGAGUUUGAAUAGUGAGAGAAAUAGUGAGCAAUUAGGGAAAGGAAUCCACUAGGUUAGAAGAAUGACAAAUGUGACCUGUUAGAAUUAGAACGUUUCUCGUAACAUCAAGGAAGUUAGUUGCAAUUGUGUUACUAAAUAUACAGACUAACAGAAGAUAAAUGGACAAGUAUGAAGGUUACAAAAAGGUUAAGUACGCACUAGAGAAACGACUUUCACUUCAGAUUCAGAUUAUGCAUCUGACUUUUGUGCAAAGAGAUUGUUACUGACUGGCUUUAUUUUUUUUUUUAUAUAUCUCUUUUCUUUGUAAUUGCUUUGUGUCAAAAUGCAUUUUUAAUUGUCUGUUAUUUGAAUAAUGUGCAAGCAUCCAUUACUUAAUGCCGUUAUACAAAAAGGUUUCAAAUAAGGUGUUGGUUGCUUGAAACAAAAAAAAAAGUAUUUGUGCCAACAAAUUGUUACAAUUGUCUAGAAACUAAAAGCAUAAAGUGGUUCAGAUGGUUGCAUGCUUUAUUUAUUGGUUUGUCUGGAAUAUUUUGUAAGAAUGUUCAAACAUAGUGUCCAUCUGAUCAAUUUGCUGCCAAAAAAACUUUUUCUAAACUGGUCAACAUAGUUGGUGAUCUCUAAUUGAUAAAGUAGCACUGGUACUGCACGGUUUGUUUUAAUGGCGGAUGUACUUUUCAAGCUGCCAGUUUAUUUCAGGGUUUGUUUGGAUGACUUUGCAUCUUUCCCUGAUAUUGAUUGUAAGGAGACACAAAGAUCUGCUUUAUAAAUCCAUCUGUUUUAUGUCUAUUGAUUUCUGGUUUGUACUGACCAUUGUUUCUGGUUUAUGAUUUAAUGAACUGUGAAAGAAAACAAAUAGCCAUAA
Messenger RNA from Ctenopharyngodon idella (grass carp), 3914 nucleotides. RefSeq names its product thyroid hormone receptor interactor 6 (gene trip6). The coding region runs from base 396 to 2123 and encodes 575 amino acids. Lineage: Eukaryota; Metazoa; Chordata; Actinopteri; Cypriniformes; Xenocyprididae. The record is from RefSeq and is a predicted model, not a curated record. Gene Ontology annotation, biological process: positive regulation of non-canonical NF-kappaB signal transduction. The transcript has 11 exons.